This is a messenger RNA of Penicillium bovifimosum, 474 nucleotides long. RefSeq names its product E2 SUMO-conjugating protein UBC9. The record is from RefSeq and is a predicted model, not a curated record. The transcript is spliced from 4 exons. Gene Ontology annotation, molecular function: SUMO conjugating enzyme activity. Gene Ontology annotation, biological process: protein sumoylation. Lineage: Eukaryota; Fungi; Ascomycota; Eurotiomycetes; Eurotiales; Aspergillaceae. Bases 1 to 474 code for a protein of 157 amino acids. Gene Ontology annotation, cellular component: nucleus.
AUGUCGCUGUGCCAGAACCGCCUCCAAGAGGAGCGAAAGCAGUGGCGCCGUGACCACCCAUUUGGAUUUGUCGCAAAGCCGACACGCACUGCCGCGGGCGGCCUCGACUUGAAGAACUGGGAGUGUGCUGUUCCAGGGAAGACUGGCACUCUUUGGGAAGGUGGUUUAUUCAAAUUGAUGCUCGCGUUCCCCGAUGAAUACCCAACCAAGCCUCCCAAAUGCAAAUUCACCCCGCCGCUUUUCCACCCAAACGUUUAUCCUUCUGGGACGGUGUGCCUGUCAAUUCUGAAUGAGGAGGAGGAUUGGCGACCUGCGAUCACCAUCAAGCAGCUCUUGCUCGGUAUCCAGGAUCUUUUGGACGACCCGAACCCUGAGUCGCCCGCACAGGCUGAUGCCUACAACCUCUUUAAGAAAGACCGUCCCGCCUACGAACGCAGGGUUCGCCUCGUUGUGCGUGAGAACCAGCCGAAUUAG